Messenger RNA from Symbiodinium necroappetens, 1620 nucleotides. The record is from the annotation of a GenBank genome assembly. Lineage: Eukaryota; Dinophyceae; Suessiales; Symbiodiniaceae.
AUGGCCCGCGAGUUAUGUGGUCGCCGCCUGCUGGUCUGUCUGACCCUGGCCGUGGCUGCUUGUCUGCUCCGCAUCACGGGUCCCAAGAACGGCUGGCUGCCUUGGACUCCGAACGUCGAAGCAGAGGCCAGCUCGCAGAGCUGGGUCGCAGAAGCCGAGGCGCCCGAGCCGAGUCCGAAGCCUGGCUCCGAUGACCCGCCGAGGCCGACUCUGAUGGCGGCAGCAGCAAGGACCUCGAUGGCCAACUUCACCUUCCAUGGCGAUGGAUUUUGCGAUUCUGGCUACUACGCAGGUUGGGGCGCAGCUGAGUCUCGGAGUUUGGAGAGCUGCAAGAUAGCCUGUUCUGCGGACCCCUCUUGCACCUUCAUCUCCUUCAAGGAAGGCAUCACCUGUUCUCGCUUUGAUGCGACAGCGGGCACUUGCCGUCAGUUGCAGAGCCCCAAGGACGGCUACUCGACCUACCAGAAAGUCUGGGAAUGUGACUGGUCCCAUGCGGAGCUGCUGAAAGGCUAUCGCUGCAUUGAAAAUUUCGAGAAUUGGAAGGGUGGCUCGAAAGAGGCCAUGCUUAGCUUCUGCAGCUCCACAUCCUUCUGCAAGGGACUCCACUGGCUCCCCGACAAGGCCUCGGACCAGAUCCAUAACAUCUCCAAGGGCUGGUUUCAGGCCUGCGCCAACACCGGCCCGAAAUGGUUCAUGGGCCCUUGGUACACGCUGGUGAAGCCCCCGAGCUGCACCUCACCGGCAGACCAGAGGCCCCUGAGCAAAACCUCCAUCCCCGGCUUCUGCGCAACGGCGCAGACGCCUUUUGGCCCUGCGCCGGCCUCGAACACCGUAGACCUCGUGGUCGCGGCCUUCAACGAGAAUCUGAGCUACUUGGAGCCGAUGAUGUCCAUGGCCCCGGACGCGAAGCUGAAGCUCUACUGCUCUGGCAGCGAAAGCCUCGAUCCUCGAUGCAUCCCACUGCCGAACCUCGGUGGCGAGAAUGCGGUGUAUCUACAUCACAUAGUCCAGAACUACGAUUCCUUAGCGGAUAUCACUGUCUUCAGCGUCGGCAGUAUCAUGCGAAACGAGAACAAUCAGCUUCUUUGCAGGAAGCUCAACUAUCUCAUGACACAGCUACGACCAGCCACUCGUGGAUUGUUUGGCAAUUUUUCCACUAUGGCCCACACGUUUGAAGGAGAGUUCAAUCCUUUCAACCCUGCCUUUGACAUUGUGACGUAUGUUUCGCAGAAAUGGGGCAUGAUCCGGCUUUGCAAUGCUUCCAUGCGCCCUCUUGGUACGUGGUACCAGAACUUCGUUGAGCAGGAUCUGAUCCGGCCAACGUGUGCCGGGGUUCUCUUCAACGGCAUUUUUGCGGUCCGUGCGGAGCGCUUGCGCCGAUGGCCGAAAUCAAAAUACCAGAGCCUGCUGGCUGAAAUGAGCCGCUGUGGGGACCUGCGCUCCGUUGCGGACCACUACAUGGAGCGAAGUUGGAAGGCGAUGCUUGAGGAUGAUGUAAAGGCGCCACAAACAACCCGAGGCAGCAACAGCUGUCCGAUCCAAAACUUGAUUCUCCAGCAUUGCCUGCAGAAGCACAAUGGCGACAAGGGGAGAUGUCCUAAACCAAGCGGGAACUACUGA